Thlaspi arvense is the source of this 1521-nucleotide messenger RNA. Lineage: Eukaryota; Viridiplantae; Streptophyta; Magnoliopsida; Brassicales; Brassicaceae. The record is from the annotation of a GenBank genome assembly.
AAGACAAAAUUUGCGAGAAAGUGCGAGAAAAUGAUGGGUCUGAGUUGCCCUUCAGCUUCGUCUCCUUCUUCUCCUGACUGUUCUUCAUCUUCUCCAAGGUACAAAAGAUUUUGCAUUUUGUCUCUUUCUGAUAUGACUGGUUUCUUUGUAUCAAUUGAAAAGAGAUUACUAACUCAUAAGGAUUCUCACCGCAACACAAUGCCAAAGUCUUCAGAAGAUUUGAGGAAGGAAAUUGCUUCACUCGAGUUUGAAAUUCUGCGUACGGAACAGUAUCUGCUCUCUCUUUACAGGACGGCUUUUGAUGAACAAGUACAUUCUUUCUCUCCUCACACUGAAACAAGCUUAGUGUCGAAUCACUUUUGUCCCAAAUCCGAGCAGUCAGACCUUACCGGUGUCCUCAGCUACCAUUACCAAGCUUCUCCGGUGUCUGAACGUUCCUCUUCGUGUCCACGGAGUUUCCAAGCCAGCUUAAAAGCUUUGUCUGCAAGAGAGAAGACUAGAUAUGUUUCUGCUAAUCACAUUACUCUUGGAGAUCUUCUUGGUUCUUCUCAUACCGUAGAUGACAUUGUGAAACCGAGUAGGCUCUCUGAAGAUAUCUUAAGAUGCAUAUCUUCUGUGUAUUGUACACUCUCCAGCAAAGCAAGAAUCAAUUCUUGUCUUGUGGCUUCUCCUUCACCUUCAUCUGUCUCUUCCAAAACCACUUUUGAUAGCUGGAACCCGUGCCUUGAGGCAAGCAAAGAAGCAAAUGUUCCACGUGGUGUUGUAAUAGAGACUCUGAAACUUCACCUGGAUGAUGGUAGUUUCAACCAAGCCGCUCUUUUGCUCCAAAACUUCAGAUCACUAGUUCAAAAGCUUGAGAAGGUUGAUCCAAGUAGAAUGAAACGCGAAGAGAAGCUUGCGUUUUGGAUUAACAUUCACAACGCCCUCACAAUGCAUGCCUAUUUAGCCUAUGGAACUCACAACCGCGCAAGAAACACCUCGGUUUUAAAGGCAGCUUAUGAUGUUGGAGGCUAUCGCGUAAACCCUCACAUUAUCCAAAGCUCAAUCUUAGGCAUUCGUCCCCAUUUCUCACCACCCAUGCUGCAGACACUAUUUUCGCCAUCAAGAAAGUCGAAAACUUGUAAUGUCAAACACACUUAUGCCUUGGACUAUCCUGAGGCGUUGGCUCAUUUCGCUCUUUCUUCAGGAGCUUCUACAGAUCCUCCGGUACGGGUUUACACAGCGGACUGCGUUUUCCGGGAGCUAAGACAAGCCAAAGACGAGUUUAUAAGAAACAACGUUCGUAUCCACAACGAGACAAAGAUAGUGUUGCCUAAGAUCGUUCAUUACUAUGCUAAAGAUAUGUCAUUGGAUGCAUCUGAGCUGAUGGAAACAACAGUCAAGUCUUUACCAGUUUCUGCCAAGAAAACUAUUCAGAGAUUGCUGAAGGAGAAGAAAAUGAAGAGCAAAAACAUUGAAUUCUCACCGGAAAACUCGAGUUUCCGGUAUGUAAUCAUUGAGGAAUCAUCAAGACAGACAUGA